GCUUCCCCAACAAAGUCUGACUCAUUCUUUUUCACAACUCCAGUUACUUUCGAACCUCCGAAUAUUCGGCUUCGGCUCAUCCGUCAACGGUGUUCUUAUCGAAGGUGUUCUUUAAUCUUCAGACGGGCUCGUUCUUCAAUCAGUGCCAUGUUCAGAAGCGGACAAUUGGAAAAAAUAUCCUCGAAAUCCAUCGGCUCUUAUUUGUCGACCGUCGAUCCGCUUGAGGGAUUAAACAGUGGUGUUCCAACACGAACUACAGCUACUUUGACACCUACAACUCUCCGGAAUGUUGAACAAGCCUUUAUGGAGAGUCAAGUGGAGCCUCACCAAAACCAAGCACGAUUUGUACCACCUGUGGUUCAACGGCCCGCCACAACAGGUGCUGAGGCCAAAAAUUGUGGCUUUGUAAGUGUAGUCGAUACAAAAAGUUGGCAAGGUGGUAGUACAAGAGUCACCGAGUUUCCGAUGGAUAUUUCAUCAUCAAUGUCUCUAUUGAAAACAUCAAGCCCAUCACAGACUAGGAAAAAUGUCGGUGGGAGACGGCCGAUCAAGGAUAAAUCUAUUUCUCCAGAAGAGGAGGAAAGAAGGGCUGUUCGAAGAGAACGUAACAAGCUGGCCGCCGCUCGUUGCAGAAAACGCAGAUUGGAUCACACAAAUGAAUUAAUGCUGGAAACUGAUGGACUGCAAGAGAAAAAGCAAGGACUUCAAAAUGAAAUACAACAACUCAAAAUGCAGAAGGAAGAGUUGGAAUAUAUUCUAGAAAACCACAGACCUUGUUGUAGGAUCAAAGAGACACGCUCAGAGUCCCCGAUAGAUGUGAAGCCAUUCGUUAAGUAUGAAACGAAUGAAGAAAACGAGAAAAAAGAAACGUUUUCUACUGGGAAAUCAAACGGAAGGAGGCCUACGACACUUCUGGUCGGUCCAACGUCUUUCUCUGGAAUGACUUCUGAUGGUAUACCAAUUUCAACACCUUCGUCUGGAAUUCAUUUUAACUUUGAGUCCCUCAUGGAAGGGGGCACUGGUUUAACUCCAGUUUCUGCACCAUUAAUACCAUCUUGUUCAACUCAACAACGCAAUUCCGGUUGUGCGGAUUUAUCUAGCCCAGACUCGGGGAAAUUAGUAUCACUAUAAAUAUUAUUUUAAUAGUCUCUCCAUUUUUUUUAUUUAUUUUGUAUUUAUCUUUUUUUCCUUUCAUUUGAAUACCUGAUUUUUACAGGCUGCUUAAAUUUGUGAGGAAUACUUUUGUGAUAGCCUUAUAAUUAAAUUAUAUAAUCUUUAGGCAAGGAAGGCCAUUUGUCAUUUAUAGACACCAUAGUGUUUUCGUUUUAAGGAAAAAAUUUUGAAAAAAUUGUCAUUUUACAAAAGAUACUUUAUCUUGUCAAUAUUUUUCAUUGGAAAAUUGGAAUGGACCAAAACCAUUUAGCAUGUUUAACAUGUCUUUUUUUUUUAAAUUUCUUUCUCUUCUGUAUUACUACUAUGUUACUGCCUCAAGAGGUCAAAAUUACUUUAUCCUUUUAAUCCAAAAUUGUUUGGUCCAGUAUUGCUUAGUGACUUUUCCCACUGAUUUUAUCAUAUCAUUUGUAUUUGUUAUCAGUACUUCUAUUUUGUUAGUUUAUUAAAUUGAGGCAAUAGCAUUGUAUUAAAACUCUGUUAACAAGGUUUUCUGAUUGCUUCCAAUGUUUUCAAGAGUAUUUAAUUUUGUUGUCAAAAAAACUUACAGUUUUAAUAAGCCAAUUUAUACUGUCCAACCAAUACGUGUGGUUUACACUGUUGAUGCGUAUGAUUCCUUCUAAGUAUAUUAAACUCAAGAAAAAAUAAAAUACAUCCAUUGAAAAACUAAAAAAAAAAUCCUUGCAAGUUCAUUUAAAAGUUAAACAUUCCCAUUGCAAGUUGAUAAUAUUACCAACGAUUGAUGUAGUAACAAACAUUAGUGUAACUAGCAGAUUGUUACUAAUAAAUAGGAUAGAUACACUUAAGAAUAUAUUUUAAGUAAAGAUGUGUUAGAAAGAAAAAUAGUAUCCUAUUUAUGUUGUAAUUGCUGGCUGUUGUGUGGACAAUGUACACACAAAUUAUUGUGUCUUUUUAUAAAUAGAAUCAUAAAUUGAUUUAUUUUUUUACGUACCGUGGAUUCACUGUAUUUAUACGAUCAUAUCCUUGAUUGUUUUUAUUGCAUUAAAACUGCUGUAUUUCAUUAUUUAAACAUUGUCUGUUGUAAAAAUUUGAAAUAAGCUGUAAAUCCCAUAUUAUAAAAAAAACAAAAAAACAAUUAUUGUAUUAUUUGAUGUAAGAACAAGGAUUCAUUGUUCUUUGUAUUAUGUCUUACUUACAGUACAUGCAUUUAUUUAUCUGUUACAAAUCCUUUUUGUUUGUGUUGUUAUAAAAACGUUCAUUCAAAUUUUGUUCAUACCAACCUUAAAAAUCUUUUAUUGUAUAUGAACUCUUUUGUGUAUAAAAUUGCUUUCAUUUUUCAAGAGAUUUGCAUUGCAUUUAUAUUUGACAUGUUUUGACGUUUGGAUUUUUCUUUCUGUAUUAAUGGAGAGCUUCAUAUUAGGGUUUUUACAAUUAAGAAUUAUUCAUGCAUAGUUUUGAGAACAAUGAAUUUUGUGUUCCUCUGUUUUGUUUUUUUAAUUUUAUUUUUUUUUUAAAGUAUGUAAUGUUCCUUGAUGAAUUGAUGUUUCCUUUAGCAUUUUAACUAUUAUUAUUAUCAUUAUGAUUUUAUGCAGUUGUAACAGUAUAUGGUGCUUAAAUUUCUAUAAAGUCACAUCUGUUAAUAAUAAUUAAUUUGUAUGAGAAAGUGCACUUAUGAAUAAGUAUUCAAUAUUUGUGAGAGAAUAUUUAACGCUGAAAUCUUGUUUAUGCUAUUUUACAAUAAGAAAAUGUAUUUUUUAAAAGGAAAAUAUAUAGAUGUCAACAAAUA
Cimex lectularius (bed bug) is the source of this 2917-nucleotide messenger RNA. RefSeq names its product transcription factor kayak-like. The record is from RefSeq and is a predicted model, not a curated record. Gene Ontology annotation, biological process: regulation of transcription by RNA polymerase II. Gene Ontology annotation, molecular function: RNA polymerase II cis-regulatory region sequence-specific DNA binding; DNA-binding transcription factor activity, RNA polymerase II-specific. The coding region runs from base 148 to 1131 and encodes 327 amino acids. The transcript has 5 exons. Lineage: Eukaryota; Metazoa; Arthropoda; Insecta; Hemiptera; Cimicidae. Gene Ontology annotation, cellular component: nucleus.